This is a messenger RNA of Lates calcarifer (barramundi perch), 1503 nucleotides long. RefSeq names its product homeodomain-interacting protein kinase 2. Gene Ontology annotation, biological process: peptidyl-threonine phosphorylation; peptidyl-serine phosphorylation. Gene Ontology annotation, cellular component: cytoplasm; nucleus. Bases 103 to 1455 code for a protein of 450 amino acids. The record is from RefSeq and is a predicted model, not a curated record. The transcript has 10 exons. Gene Ontology annotation, molecular function: protein tyrosine kinase activity; ATP binding; protein serine/threonine kinase activity. NCBI's taxonomy places the organism in Eukaryota, Metazoa, Chordata, Actinopteri, Centropomidae.
GGAACAAGCCAAACCACCAAGCCAAACCAAACAAAUCAAUCACAAUCCUAACAACUGAGAAAUGCGCGACACUGCAUAGCUGAUACAGCUUUCUCAGUAGAAAUGGCAUAUCAACGAUACCCAGUUCGCACAAUCUCAGAAAACUAUACGAUGCUCAAAGUUCUGGGGCAGGGUUGUUACGGACAUGUCAUCAAAUGUUUGAAACGAGACACAGAAGAGACUGUGGCUGUGAAGGUCUUAAAACAAAGACAUUCAGAGCUCACAAACAUAAGAGAGGUAGCCAUACUGGAAAAGCUGAGAUGUUUGGACCCUGACAAAUAUAACAUCAUCAGAUGCCAUGAAUGGUUCCGGAGGAUCAACCAGAUCUUCAUGGUGUUUGAAAUUCUGGAUAUGAGCGUCUAUGAUUACAUGCGCCAGAGAAAAUGGGUUCCUAUGCCUUUAGAUGGCAUAAGGAUCAUAAUCAAAGAUUUGGCCACAGCCUUAAAUGCCCUGAAAGGUGUAGGACUGAUCCAUACGGAUUUGAAACUAGAUAACAUCAUGCUGGUGGAUCAUCAGCGACAGCCAUUCAGGGUGAGGCUCAUUGAUUUUGGCCUGACUCUUCACACAUUCGAAGCCAAACCAGGAAUAGGUGUUCAGCCCCUUUGGCACAGGUCUCCUGAAAUCCUUCUUGGCAUCAAGUUUACUGAGGCCAUUGACAUUUGGUCCCUUGGCUCAGUGAUGGCCGAGAUGCUUUGCGGCUUUGCACUUUUCCCAGGAAGACACAAAUAUGAUGUGCUGCGUUUCAUCAUUGACGUCCUGGGUGAACCUCCUAGGAGACUUCUGAAUGAUGGGAUUAAUACAAGGCAGUUCUACCACAUUAAUCACAAGUACAAGUUAUUCAGACGCUGGACAUUCAAGAAACCAGUGGAUUUUUACAGUGAAACAGGCAUCAAACCAGUGGAAAACAGGAAGCACAAAUUUACCUCUCUGGAUGACCUGAAAACACUGGGUCCACACCAAGAAAACAGCCCAGAGGCUUCUGAUAGAAGUGCUUGUGUUGCGCUGUUGAAAGAAAUGCUUCAGAUGGAUCCCAGGAACAGGAUUAAACCGAGUAAAGUCUUGGACCAUCCAUUCAUAACAGGGAGCUACAUCACCCCAUGCAACAGUUCACACUUCCAGGUUGUGCAGAAGAAGAUGACCAACAAUCUGAAGGCUGACGAUGGAGACCUCAAAUUGGAGUCCAUUACUAAUGGUGGCAAAACAAAUCCAGCUGUGGACUGUGACGUCCUGAGCAUCUCACUGGUUCCUCCAAACAACUCUGCUCCUGACUCUGCUUCAAACCAAGCCUCCAGCAGCAUAAAUUCACACACACCUGAAGCCAGUGAGCCUGAGAAGAAGAAGAGGACAGGAUUUUUCUCCACCUUAAGAAGAAGAAUUUCCUCCUGCAUCCAUGCACUCAGACACAUGAGAAAAUGAUGAGUGGACACAAGUUUCCACCAUAAAUAGGCUAAUACAAAAUUCAUA